CAAGUGCUCUUAUGUAAAUGUUUAGCAGGCACAAUAAUAGUGUGACCUUAUUUGAAAUAGAACAUGCGUGCGUGUGUGUGUGUGUGUACACAUUAGCACACAUGAUUCAGCACCUUGGACAGCUCCAGUCUUUUUGAAAAACGUCUGACGUCACAUCCAAAUGUUCAGGGCUGGGGUGUCCAAAGUGUGGACCGUGACUCCUUUAUUGUUGGCCGGGACACAUUCUAAAAAUAGCAUUGAACAGGAAAACUGGGAAAAACAUAGCAAAAAAGGAAAAAAAUCAAAGUCCAAACAUUUUAAUAUUAUAAACAAUAUUAUGUCAAUUUAUUAUUUAAAUUAUUUUUUGAUAGUCAUGAGCAACAAAUGUGUUUUUUGGAAAGUUGUGGAAAAAGUUAUGAGCAUAAAGUGAAAAUAUUAUGGGAAUUAAGUUAUGAUUAUCCAUCCAUCCAUUCCUUUUAUAUGCCACUUAUCCUCAGUUGGGUCCCGGGUAUGCUGGAGCCUAUCCCAGCUGCACUCACCAUUAAUUUGACAUUAAUUAAAAUAGUUGGAUAAUUUGAUAACAGCAAAAACAGGGACGAGCUGCUGUCGUUUUAUGAGAAUAAAAUGAAUAUAUGAAGAGGCAAGACUUCUUAAACCAGCGAAGAGUGAAGUUGAUGUUAAUAAUAAUUGGAUUGUUCAGCCAUGUGACGCAGUAAGGCGCAGGUUUUUUUUUUUUUAACUAGUUAGCAUAGUUAACUAGUUAGGAAAAGAUCAGAGUGGCAAAGUUGCGUCCUCCUCAGGUCCGACCUGCUUUAGAUCCGACCUGGUUUGGGUCCGACCUGCAUUCCAAGUCCAUGAAAUAUUCCAAGCGGUAAAAAAGUGGUCUGCUGCCAGCAUCUUUGACCUGACCAGAAGAAGAAAGCGGGACCCCCACCCCACCACCCCGGGACGAUGGCGAUGGCGGGCGAUGACGUCACAGGCUGCCUGGAUAAAAAGCCGCGUGCUCGCCGACCUGCGCGCACACGCACACGGACCCUCCACCGCGGAGCUCUCGCGCACGUUCACCUGCGGCAACCAUGAAGUCAACGUCGCUGCUCCUGCUCCUCCUGUCCUCGGUGCUACUCCCUCCCACCGCCAGCAGAGGGCACCCGCUACGAGAUAGCGGCCUCCCCAGCAGCCUCCAGCCGGGUCAGGUGCUCCUCAGAGCAGCCGCCGCCGGGGACAGCACCGCCGCCCGCCUGCUGGGCUUCAGCAUCCCGAGACUCUUCCUCGGGAAGGAGGAGGAGGAGGAGGAGGAGAAUAAUGAUGAUGAUGAUGAGGAAGGGCAGCUUCUGAAGCGCAGCGAGGAGGCGCCGAUCUCCAUCGACUUGACCUUUCACCUCCUGAGGAACAUGAUCCACUUGGCCCGCACGGAGAAGCAGAGACAGAGAGCCCACUUCAACCGCAAAGUGCUGGACGAGGUUGGCAAGUAAAAGUCGUCUGCGCCAACAUCUUCCUCUUUUAUGCACGCUCACUUCCUGUUCACGGCCACAAAUACUGUAAAUAGUCCACGUGAAUAUUAAAGCACUUCAGACAAUGCAACCCAAAAUGUAUUUUUUUUCACAUGAAAAUGUAUAAUACAGUAUAAAAUGUUUGACAUGCGCUUUGCAGAUUUGAACAUUCAAAGGAUGAUAAAGUUGUUUCUAGCAUCAGGUGGAAGGUUUCAUGAUUGACAAGUUGUACUUCAAUGUCAUCCAUCAGCCAUGUCCGUGUGGCCAAUGUUUAUACUUUCCAAUAAAACCAUCCUGAAGUUAAACCUUUGCAUUUGAAUCACUGCAACUUCACAGCUGGGAUAGGCUCCAGCAUAGCCCACGACCCUAGUG
This is a messenger RNA of Doryrhamphus excisus (bluestripe pipefish), 1841 nucleotides long. RefSeq names its product urotensin 1 (gene ucn1). Gene Ontology annotation, cellular component: extracellular region. The record is from RefSeq and is a predicted model, not a curated record. Gene Ontology annotation, molecular function: hormone activity. Lineage: Eukaryota; Metazoa; Chordata; Actinopteri; Syngnathiformes; Syngnathidae.